AUGGAAAUUCCUCAAAUAGAUAUCUCGCCUCUGAUUAGCGGUUAUGGUAAGUGCAUCGUCGUUUAGAUAAACGCUUCAAUGAUUCGCAAUUUUUUUUUCAUUUGUGUGAAAAUCCGUCGCUGACUUUUUAUAACAUACCGAACAUACGAAGGCACAGCAUUUAUCAGAGUGAUGAUUUGGUUAAGUUGAAAAAUCGUAGUUGAUAUUUGUGGCCUGCUGAUGCCAUUCUAGAAAUGGUAAAAUAUCCUAAUCUAGCAUUUAAGACCCCUAUCUGCGAUACAAUGACUGUGACAGGAAUAUUUACACUUGAAACAACAGAUUUCAUGUUCACCUUUUUUUUUUUUAUAUACCUCAAAGGAAAUUACACCGACAAUGAUAAGAUAAUGUUUGCAACCACAGAUAAAGCGCUGAUCAAAGUUUCCAUUGUAACCAUGUUUUAUUUGUCAUCAUGUUCAUCCUUUCAAUCUUUGUUAGUUUUUUUUUGCCUUCAAAAGCUUAUCAUCUCCUGUCGAUCAUAAUCACAGGAUUUGAAGGAAAUCCAUAGAAUCCAUAGAGUAGAACACAUUUCGGUCAUACAUUAACUUAAUAGCUUGGGCUCCUGUUAUUUUUUACUGUUAUUAACGCGCAAUAAUUACUUAAUUAAAGCUAGCUUUUUCAAGUACUUUUCAGAAUUAGUUUUCAAUCAAUAGGCCGCUAAAAGAAGUCGAAAUUAACAUAUUAUUGUAAAAUCUAAAUGAGUGUCGACUAUAGCUUUUACAAAAGAGGCAUAUAUCGUGCUGAAAAGUAUCGUAUUUUGAACCUCUAACAGAUUUGAUUCUCUACCCAGGAGUAUCUGAGGACAUACACGAAGUCAUAGCUCAAAUCAAGGGGGCCUGUGAGGAUAUUUCUUGUUUCUAUAUCACUGGUCACGGAGUGGACACAUCCUUGAUGGCUGAUGUAAUAAAAUGCAGUAAAGAGUUUUUUAACCUGCCAAUGGACGAGAAAUUAAACAUCAACUUGAAGAAAAGUCCUGCAUAUCGUGGAUACAUUCAACUAGGUACUUUAGUUGCAUAUUAAAAAUGACAAUAGAAAUAGUAUUAAAUACCAGUGUGCUCGUAAUUAGAAGUUUCAAUAAGUCGCCACAGAAUUACAUCGACCUUCCCUGUGGAACAAACACUCGUAAGUGGAUACUUCCCCUAAUAGCGGAGCUUCGGAGUGGAUUAUCCAUACUCAAGAAAGAAGGGUAAUUCAUCAAACAGAGAAAAUUUGGUUCUCAUUUGAUGGACCUCAGUCGGUACAGCCAUUUAUGACUAUUUGUCUUAAAACGAACGCAAGCCUGAGAAUCAAAAUGAUACUUUUGAAACUCCUCUUUUCCUACGAAAUAAACUGCAAGCGAGUCGCAAACAUGCUUAGAAUAUCUUAUUUACUGAUUGGACCUGUUAAAAAAAACAUCAGACGCUCCGCUUAAUGGUUCGGAUAAGUAUUUAUAUCAGUCAAUUUUCUCUCAAUAGCUAAAAUUUUUCCUUACCAAUUCAUCAGAUAUGACACUAAUUCUGUAUUUCCCACGGAGGGACUAAAAUCUCUUGAAAAACACUGAAAUUAGUCGUGACAUAGCGUCUUGACUAUGUGGUGCAUCAUGAUACGCAUAUAUCCUAACUCAAAGAUGCCUGCGGGUCCUAGCCUAAAUUUCGACCCUUUGAUCCAUCGGUCCAACGAACAAUUUUUAAUUAAAUUUUCAAUAAACAAAAACGUGGAAGGCAAAGAAAGAUUCACAUUCAAAUACAUUUACACCAGAAUCAAUGCCACAUUUCCAUUCAUGGUACUUACUAAAAAUUUCAGUCUGAUCAGCCUUGAAUUAUAAUUGUUACUGUUUUUACUUUAUUGUAAUCAUAAAUGUAUUAUUAUUAAAAGGUUCUGAGAAGACAGCAAGCAAAAUCGAUAUGAAGGAAGGAAUUUAUUUUGGCCCAGACCCUGGCUCGCAUGACGCUGAUACAACAGCCUUGGAACCUAUGAUGGGACCUAAUCAAUUCCCGGACAACAAACAAUUACCAGGAUUUGCCACAACUAUCAAUGAUUACAUGGACAAGAUGUCCUCGGUAGGGUAAGUACGCUAGUUAGACUUAUUCUCCAUUUCUCCUUGAGGGCUGGUACUGGACAAAUGAUCUCUGUCUUACUCUGCUCGUGUGUCGACAAAUUUAUCAGUUAACUGACUUGUUAAAAUUUUCCAACUUGCUCCAAUAAACUAAUCUUUUUUUUAUUUCAACCUUACUUAGACAUGCUUUGAUGAAAGGUCUCGCUCUUUGUCUUGAACUAAAUGAUGAUUACUUCCAUGACAAAUUCAACCCAGCUUUUCCAAUGAUGGCUCUAUGGCAUUACCCACCCGUCCCUGGAGACUCAGACUCAUGGGGGGUUGGACCUCACACAGAUUAUGGAGUGCUCACUUUAUUGAUGCAGGAUAGCGUAGGAGGUCUGCAAGUCAACACAAAAUGUGGAGACUGGAUUGAUAUUCCUCCCAUUACAGGUAGAUGAACCAUUUAUUUACUCGUGCACUUGCUUAUUUGAUGUUAAUAGUGACAUAGAAGACAAAUUUCUCUCAUAUUGCCUCUCAGUAGAGAUGCUGUUCUGCACCUACGCGUGAGACACAGGUAGAGUUGAAGAUCAAACACGGCAAUCAAGGAUUCGAAAAUUUAUUUGCACGAUAUCCGAUCUGGUCGAACAUAUAUAUAUAUGUAUUUGUGUGUAUGUGUAUAUAUAGUCAACUGAAAUUACAAAAAUUAUAUGAAAAAAUAUUACAAUAGUGUACGUUUGUGAACGCGAGGGCAAAACGAUAAUACGUAAAAUUUGUAUCCACCAGUCCUUCAGUUCCCGGUUAAAUACAGUUCAAACUUCACUUCUUCAAACAAUCGUAGUUCUGAUCUCUCCCUCUACUCGUUAUAAUAUUUUUCGCGUCCUUUCUAUAUAACGUUUACGCAAUGGAGGCAUGUAUUUUCACGAAACUAUGUAAAACAUUCUGCGCGAAAUGCCGAUUGCAUCCAAUGGUAUUCACAAAUUUAAUGUUUCGUGAUAACGUUUCUGAGAAUGCGGAUGAAUUAAUUUUAAAAUUAUUCCGUUAAUGUACCCUCAAAAGGAUAAACCUAGUAAUCGUAACACAAUUACACGAAACUAUGCAAAUAGUCUGCGUGAAAUGCAGAUCAGAUGCUUUAUGCUGUAUUGCUUUAUGCUGCUAAGAACACGAUAAGUUCUGGCAGAAAGAGCCACGGGUAUAGCCUUAUGGUGUUGAGGCUUGAUUUUCCAUAUAUAUUUACCCAUUCAGUCAUUCAUUGUUGUAGGAACAUUUGUGGUCAACAUUGGUGACGUUAUAGAGGCCUGGACCAGGGGAAAAUUCCGUGCUACAGUGCACCGGGUCAGAAAUUCGACAAGAAAUCAUCGAAUAUCAGCACCUUUCUUUUUCCAACCGGGUCUUGACUGCAUCAUCGAGUCUCUUGAUGACGUUUUGGCCUCAGAUCGUUGCCCUGAAAACCCCGGUGGAACUGCCCAAACUGCGCUGUCGCUUCAUGAGCCCUUUAAGUUUGGGGAUUAUGUGUUUAAUAAGUUUCAGAAAUCAUAUGGGAAGGAAGUUUAA
This is a messenger RNA of Pocillopora meandrina, 3601 nucleotides long. Lineage: Eukaryota; Metazoa; Cnidaria; Anthozoa; Scleractinia; Pocilloporidae. The record is from the annotation of a GenBank genome assembly.